CAAGGUCGUGGCUUGACUCUGCAAUCUGCAGAGUGGCAGCAUUAUUUUUGUUCAGUGAAGUCCCGUACUGUCGGCUGCCCCAUACCCGCCGCUGUGACUGGAUUUUCACUGGCUUCUCAUUUUUUUGAAGUUUGCCCCUUCUUCUUUUUGCAAAAGCACCUUUGACUUGACUGCAAGCAGAGAGAGAAAGGGUCCUUGGGCCGAUCUAAAAAGCACCUCAGGAUGUCAGAAUCCUUAAAACUACAAAAGGAACAGCAGCAACGGGACCUUGAGACGCGCUAUGAGAGCAGCUAUCACCAAGGCUUCCUAUCAUCUGUUAGCCGCCAGUCUUAUGCUGCUUAUGUGAGCAGCAGCAGCAGCCAUGGGCACAAGAUCUCAAAGAAGGAGAAGAAACUGAGCACUCUCUCUAAGAAAGAAAAGCGCUCAUACCUGGCUGUGGACAAAGAAGACGAGAUCAUUGGAUACGUCGUGCCAGUCUUCAGAAGCAGUCAUUUGGCUACCCAGGAUCUGAUGGAGACUCAGGAGGAGGUAAAGGAGGAGGGUAUGGGGUAUGUCGUCAUGAGGAACCUGUUCUCCAGGGAGACCGACUUCAAGAUGAGAACUGUGAAGAAGUCCAGAGAGACCAGUUUGAGAGAGUCUGCUGAGCGCCUUGCUCUGAGCAGGAAGAUGCAUGAGAAAGAAGAAUUCCAGAAGAAGAUGAAUCCAGACAGUUUGACUCACCCCCCGGAGUUCAUUCUGAAACCACGUGGCCAGACCGUGUGGGAGGGGAAGAGUGUGACGUUGCACUGCACGGUGGCUGGAUGGCCCAAACCCCACGUGGCCUGGUACAAAAACAAUGUUUUAAUUGAUGCUAAGUCUCACCCUGAGAAGUACUUCACAGAGAGCCAAUACAACAUGCAUUCUCUGGAAAUCAAGAAUUGUAAUUUUAGCGACACUGCUGAGUACCGAAUCUCUGCACUUAACGUGAAGGGAGAAAGUUCUGCCUUUGCCCCUGUCAUUAUUAAAAGAUUCAAAGAAGGAGAAGAAGUGAGUGAAAGGCCCCAUGGUUUCAGCCCUGAAUAUGGUGUGACCUUCAACACUACCAUCAUUGACAAGUUUGAUGUUUCUUUUGGCCGUGAGGGAGAGACCAUGAGUUUGGGCUGUACAGUCAUUGUCUACCCCACUGUGAAGCGCUACCAGCCAGAGAUAGUGUGGUACAGAAAUGGUGUCGCCUUGUCACCUUCUAAGUGGGUGCACAUGCAUUGGAGUGGUGAGCAAGCCACUUUGACUCUUGUGCAUCUGAACAAAGAAGAUGAGGGUCUCUACACUCUGCGUGUCAACACCAAGUCAGGCUUCGACACCCACUCUGCCUAUGUGUUUGUCAGAGAUGCUGAUGUGGAGGAGGAGGGGGUUCCUGUUGCUCCGCUUGAUGUGCGUUGUCAUGACGCUAAUAAAGACUAUGUGGUUGUUACCUGGAAGCAGCCAGCAGUGGAGGGCAGCAGUUCCAUCAUUGGCUACCUUAUUGACAGGUUGGAGGUGGGCACUCAUCAUUGGACCCAGUGUAAUGACACUCCAGUGAAGUAUGCCCGUUUUCCUGUCACUGGGCUUAUUGAGGGCCGCUCCUACACCUUUAGGGUCCGAGCCCUCAACAAUUCUGGUGUGAGCCGCCCAUCCCGGGCCUCUGACCCUGUAGUUGCCAUGGAUCCAUCAGACCGUGCCCGCCUUAGAGCUGGUCCCUCGGCUCCAUGGACUGGAAUGAUCAAAUUUACUGAGGAAGACCCCACAGUGGGGGUGGUUCCUGGUCCAUCUACUGACCUGGCUGUCACUGAGGCUACUAAGAGUUACGUGGUACUGAGCUGGAAGCCACCCAUCCAGAGAGGACAUGAGGGUGUCAUGUAUUAUGUGGAGAAGUGCUUGGUGGGAACAGAUACAUGGCAGAGAGUGAACACCGGGAUGCCAGUGAAGUCUCCCCGCUUUGCCCUGUUCGACCUUGCUGAGGGCAAAUCCUACAGCUUCCGUGUCCGUAGCUGCAACUCUGCUGGAGUUGGAGAGCCAUCAGAAGAAACUGGGGCGACUACUGUGGGAGACAGAUUGGACCUGCCCUCUGUCCCAGGGCCUGUUAUUCCCAUCAGAAACACUGACACGUCUGUAGUUGUGUGCUGGGGGGCAUCUAAGGAGGUUAAGAAUCUGGUGGGCUAUUACAUCGAGGUCAGCGUCAGUGGCAAUGGCGUUUGGGUUCCCUGCAACAACAAGCCAGUCAAAGGCACUAGGUUUGUGUGCCACGGGCUGAACACUACGGACAAAUGCGUGUUUAGGGUGAAGGCUGUGAACGCUGCAGGAUACAGUGGAAGCAGCGCCGAAUCUGAGGCCUGCAUUGUACAAGCAAGCAUUGCCGUCCCAAGCCCUCCCACUGGUGUGACCCUGCAGGAGAGGGUCCGUGACUACAUGGUGCUGGGCUGGCAAGCCCCUGCUAAGACUGGUGGAGCUGACAUCAAAGGUUACUACCUGGACUACAGAACAGUGAAGGAUGGAGUCACAAGCAAGUGGCAUGAAAUUAACCUCCAGGCAGUCACUGGCACAUCUUAUAAAGUAGGCCCUCCUCAUGGCCUCCGUGUCCAGGAGGUGCGUAAAGACUCUAUGGUGCUUCUGUGGGAACCACCUACAUUCAAUGGCCGCAGUGCUGUGACUGGAUAUUAUGUGGACUAUAAGGAAGAGAAUGGCAGAUGGAGAUGUGUCCAAGAGAGAUCCACAAAAAAUACUUACAUGAAGGUAACUGGUCUCCAAGAGGGUGUUUCCUACAGGCUGCGCAUCCAUGCUAAGAAUCUGGCAGGUGUUGGUGGACCCUCAAAGGCAACUGAUGCAAUUUUGGCUGAGACUCGCCCUGGAACCAAUGAGAUUGUGGUGGAUGUGGACGACGAUGGUGUGAUCUCUCUGAUCUUUGAGUGCUCCGAUAUUAAAGAGAACUCUCAGUUUGUGUGGUCUAAAAACUACGAGGCCUUCACUGACACUUCUCGUCUCACCAUUCAGACUGCUGGGGGCAGGUCCAGAGCCAUCUUUAAUGACCCAUCGUUGGAAGACUUGGGCACUUACUCCUGUUUUGUGACCAACACUGAUGGUGUCUCUGCCAGCUACACGCUCACUGAGGAAGGACUUAAGCGCUUGUUGGACAUCAGCCAUGACCACCAGUUCCCCAUAAUUCCCUUCAAAAGUGAAAUGGCCAUUGAGCUACAGGAGAAGGGCCGUGUUCGUUUCUGGGCCGAAGUUGCCAAGUUCACUUCUAACUGCCAAGUGGAGUAUGUGUUCAAUGACAAUAUCAUCCAUGAAGGAAAGAAGUACACAAUGAACUUUAACAAAACUACUGGCAUUAUUGAGAUGUUCAUGGACUUACUGGAGGUUACUGAUGAAGGAACCUUCACAUUCAACCUCGUUGAUGGCAAAGCAACUGGUCGCACCAGCUUAGUGCUUAUUGGAGAAGAGUUUGCUGAGCUUCAGAAGAAAUCUGAGUUUGAGAGAGCAGAGUGGGUCAGAAGGCAAGGUCCUCACUUUGUGGAUUAUCUCAGUUUCGAGGUCACUCCAGAAUGUGAUGUGCAUCUGAAAUGCAGGGUUGGAAACAUCAAACCUGGCACUGAGAUUGCCUGGUUUAAGGAUGGAAUUGAGAUUGAAGAGGAUGAUGAGGAUGCUAAGAAGAUCGGAAAAUCUGAUGAAGUGUUGAUCUUUGACAUUGGCAAGCUUGUUAUUAAGAGCGAAAAGGCACAACGGAAAAAGAAACCUGCAACCGAAGAAAGUCCAAGCAAGCCAAAAAUUUCAAAGAAAGAUGCAGGAGUAUAUGAGGUUAAACUGAAAGAUGAAAGAGGAAAGGACAAAACUUUGCUGAACCUGACAGAUGCAGGUUAUCAAGCAGUGCUGAAUGAAGUAUUUAGAGUUAUUGCCAAUUCUUCAACCGAGCUCAAGGUUAUGAGCACAGAACACGGAAUCAUUCUCUACUCAUUCGUUGUGCACUAUAUUGAAGAUCUCCGUGUUGGCUGGCUUCACAAAGAAUCAAAGAUCUCCCAUUCAGACAGAGUGCAGUGUGGAGUCACCGGAGAACAGCUGUGGCUCAAAAUGAACGAGCCCACCGAGAAAGAUAAGGGCAAAUAUGCCAUUGAUAUCUUCGAUGGCAAAGGCAGCUUCAAGAGAGUUCUUGACCUGUCAGGACAAGUAUGGGAGGAAGCAUUUGAAGAAUUCAAGAGGCUGAAGGCGGCAGCCAUAGCAGAGAGAAACCGUGCUCGUGUGGUGGGCGGCCUGCCCGAUGUAGUCGCCAUUCAGGAGGGCAAGUCUCUCAACCUCACUGGCAACGUAUGGGGUGAUCCUGUUCCUGAGGUCGGCUGGGUGAAGAAUGAUAAGCCGCUGUUGUCUGACGAUCACCACACGCUGAAGUUUGAGCACGGCAAGUUUGCCAGCAUCACCAUCGCUGCUGUUACAACCGUCGACUCGGGCAAAUACGCCCUGCUGGUGAAGAACAAGUAUGGCACAGAGGCGGCAGAGUUUACCGUCAGUGUCUACAUCCCAGAGGAUGAAGCGGAGAAGAAGGAGUAAAGACACGCACAGAGGGAGAGAGGGGGUUAACAUAUGACCAGUAUACCUUCCAAAGCAUUUUAAUUCAAAGCAUGCCCACCCACAGUGCGAUAUUGUAUGGUUUUCCCUUAAAGAAACAUUUUAAAUAAACAUAAUUUUCCCAAUGUGAGCGAUAUUAGCUUCUAGGCUGUUCACAUUAUUCUUAACCCAGGGUUUAAAGGGAUAGUUCAUCCAAAAAUUAAAAUUCUGUCAUGAUUUAAUCACCUUCAAGCUGUUUGAAGAAAACAUUUUGAAGAAUGUUGGUAACCAGUUGACGGUAGCCAUUGACUUCCAUAGUAUUUUUUUUAAUACUGUCAAUGCCAGUGGCUACCGUCGACUGUUUGGUUACAAACAGUGUGCGUGCCAUGAGGAGGCCUGUCCCAGCCACUUUGGUCCUUGUGCCCCCCUCUAGAAAUGCAAAUGCCCCCCACCCCAUAGUUUGUAUGGACUGGUGCCGAAUCUGGUUAUCAACAUUCUUCAAAAUAAAUGUAUUCUUGGCUCACAGAAGAAGAAAAAACUCAUAGAGGUAUGGAACAACUUGAGAAUUAGUAUAUGAUGACAGAAUUUUAAUUUUGAGGUGAAAUAUCCCUUUAACAUCUUUUUAAUUCUGAGUUAAGAAUACUCUAAUGCGUUAAGCAGUGUUUCACAUUUGUGACCCUUGACCACGAAACCAGUCAUAAGGGUCAAUUUUUCGAAA
Messenger RNA from Sinocyclocheilus rhinocerous, 5269 nucleotides. RefSeq names its product M-protein, striated muscle-like. Gene Ontology annotation, cellular component: M band. Gene Ontology annotation, molecular function: kinase binding. The transcript has 37 exons. The coding region runs from base 223 to 4554 and encodes 1443 amino acids. Lineage: Eukaryota; Metazoa; Chordata; Actinopteri; Cypriniformes; Cyprinidae. Gene Ontology annotation, biological process: sarcomere organization. The record is from RefSeq and is a predicted model, not a curated record.